Messenger RNA from Phalaenopsis equestris, 1236 nucleotides. Its product is annotated as very-long-chain enoyl-CoA reductase-like. The record is from RefSeq and is a predicted model, not a curated record. Gene Ontology annotation, biological process: very long-chain fatty acid biosynthetic process. Gene Ontology annotation, molecular function: oxidoreductase activity, acting on the CH-CH group of donors. The transcript has 4 exons. The coding region runs from base 189 to 1121 and encodes 310 amino acids. Lineage: Eukaryota; Viridiplantae; Streptophyta; Magnoliopsida; Asparagales; Orchidaceae.
ACGUCAACAUCUAAAUGGAGGUUACAAAUAGGAGGAGGAAGUCCUCGUGCUCUGCAAGCAAGCGCUCUAAUUCCAGUUUUUUCCAUUCUCUUCUCUGUCAAGGAAGAAGUGUGCAGUGAACGGAAGCUGUUCGACGUAUUGCUUCUUACAGAAGUUGUGGUUCUGCUCUGAAGCUUAGAGACGUUGAAAUGAAGGUCAGCGUCGUUACACGCAAUGGGAUGGAGCUCAUCAAUGGCGGCGUGGAGCUCGAUUAUUCCGCAAUGGUGAGCGAUUUGCAGCAGGCAAUUUACUUGAAGAGUAAAAAGUUCUAUCCUGCUAGACAGCGUCUCACCCUCCCCUUAAGAGCUGGAGUGGAUGGGAAACCAGUUGCCCUCAAUCCAAGAAAAAAACUCUCAGAUUAUGCAGAUGGAAAUGAAAAACUUAUAACUGUAGUGUUCAAGGAUUUGGGACCUCAGGUCUCAUACAGAACUCUCUUCUUCUGGGAGUACUUCGGGCCAUUAGUCAUAUAUCCAAUCUUCUACUUCUUGCCAGUGUACAAGUACCUUGGUUAUGAGGAAAGGAAUGAAAAGCUUCCUGUUCAGACCUACGCCUUCUAUUACUGGACCUUACACUACCUGAAGCGCAUCAUGGAGACUUUCUUUGUUCACAGAUUCAGCCAUGCUACAUCACCAGUCUCUAAUGUAUACAGAAACUGUUCAUACUACUGGACUUUUGCUGCAUUCAUUGCUUACAAUGUGAAUCACCCGCUUUACUCUCCUGUCAGCGAGCUGCAAUGGAAGAUUGGUUUUACUUUUGGUUUGAUUUGCCAGUUCUCAAACUUAUACUGUCACAUUAUUCUGAAGCAGCUGAGAGGUUCUGAUGGUGUAGGAGGGUAUCAGAUCCCUCAGGGAUUUUUGUUUAAUUUUGUGACUUGCGCGAACUAUGCAACAGAGAUUUAUCAGUGGCUUGGAUUUAAUAUUGCGACGCAAACGCUGGCUGGAUAUUUGUUUCUUGCAGUUGGGACUUACUUCAUGUAUAAUUGGGCUGUGGGAAAGCACCAGAGAUUGAAUAAGUUGUUUGAUGGGAAAGAUGGAAGGCCAAAAUAUCCUAAAAGAUGGGUCUUUCUUCCUCCAUUUUAUUAAAAAGUUGGAGUUUUUAAUGUUGGCUUCUGUUUUUGCUUAGCCAGUUACAUCUGCAAAUAAACUCUGGCAUUUGGGUUGUUGUAGCAGCUUAUAUGUUGUGUUUUUUCUUUUUAAA